AAGCAAAAAUUAUAUAAACGCAUAUGCUAAUACUUAGAGCUUACAUACAUACAUACAUACACCAGUUGAAGAUUUUUAGCAGCGAGUAUGAGAAAGGAACUGUGCAGAAACUUUCAGCGUGGCAGUUGUAGGUAUGGAGAAAACUGUAGAUUUCUUCAUCCACAACAGGCUAAGCCAAAUAAUCCCUUUGGCUUUGGUUCACAAUCCCAACAACAACCACAACAUCAGCAGCAGCAGCAACAAAAGAGUUCCAACCCUUUUGGAUUUGGUGUACAAAGUGGUGGUGGUGGUUCCAGCAGACCCAAUCAAUUCCAGCCUUUCGAGAAUACAUGGUCACGACCGGCUUCUACUCCUACUGGUGGUGCUUCUGCGCAGAAGACUGGUAAACAGGCACAGCCUACAGACCAUAAAUGCACAGAUCCUGCUGCGUGUAAGCGGAUAAUGCAAGACGAUUUUAAGAACGAGAGACCCAUGUGGAAACUCACUUGCUACGGCCACUGGAAAUAUUACCCAUGUGACGUUACUGGUGAUAUCAGCUAUGAAGAGUUACGUGCAAUAGCAUACGAAGAAGCCAAACGAGGAAUACCUCUACAGUCUAUUGUUGAGAGGGAGAGAAAUUUGCAGAACUCCAAAAUAGCUGAGUUCGAAAACUUCCUGCGGAAUCCAUACAAAGGCUCGGUUACCGCCAAUCAAAGCCCAUUUGCUGCAACUACUCCUAGUAUAUUUCCACCGACCAAUCAGAUCAGUUCUUCUCCUCCAGCAUUCUCUGGCUUUAAUCAACAAACUGCAUUCCCCAAUACCAAUGCUGGUGGACUAAGUUCAUCUGGACCUCCGAAUGCCUUUGCAAGUUUUAGUCAACAAUCAAAUAAUCAACAAACUACAUUCCCCAAUACCAAUGCUGGUGGAGUUAGUUCAUCUGGACCUCCGAAUCCCUUUGCAAGCUUUAAUCAACAAACAAACAAUCAACAAACUGCAUUCCCAAAUACCAAUGUUGGUGGAGUCAGUUCAUCUGGACCUCCGAAUGCCUUUGCAAGCUCUAAUCAACAACCAAAUGCUUUCAGCGUCAAUACACCUCAGCCUGUUUCUUCAGGUCCCUCUGGUUUUCAAACAAAUCCAUCAACAUUGUUCAAACCAGCAUCAUUUGGACCUGGGCCCGGACUCGCCACAGCUCCACAAAACAAUAACAUCUUUGGUCGAUCAACUCCAAUGCCGGCUCUCAACACUUCCCAGAACAAUCAGACAGCAUUCAACUUCAAUGUCCCUGUUGCAUCUUUCACUGCUUCUGCUGUAGACGCAACAAAUACAUCUUCUGGAACCGAGCUGCAAAUAGAAGGUGAACCUGUUGAUAGUAGCAUAUGGUUAAAGGAGAAAUGGAAUCCAGGGGAGAUUCCAGAACAAGCACCUCCAGAUGCCUUUGUCUAAACAAUACAGUAUGAAAUGAGACAUUGAAUCAGUGUUGAAAUAGUUAGUUACAUAUAUAGGUAAGUGUUUCAAAAAUGGCGCAGAAUAGUUGUUUUUGUCAUCCAUCCCCUUAUUAUGAUCAUUUACAUUUGUGUAAAGAUUUUAUGAACAAAAUACAAGUUUGACCAUUACUUCCA
Molecule: messenger RNA, 1598 nt
Organism: Capsella rubella
Lineage: Eukaryota; Viridiplantae; Streptophyta; Magnoliopsida; Brassicales; Brassicaceae
Product: zinc finger CCCH domain-containing protein 16
Exons: 12
Coding region: 88-1422 (444 amino acids)
Molecular function (GO): metal ion binding
Source: RefSeq, a predicted model, not a curated record